This is a messenger RNA of Cygnus olor (mute swan), 6355 nucleotides long. RefSeq names its product zinc finger protein 850-like. Bases 203 to 4243 code for a protein of 1346 amino acids. Gene Ontology annotation, biological process: regulation of transcription by RNA polymerase II. The record is from RefSeq and is a predicted model, not a curated record. The transcript is spliced from 6 exons. NCBI's taxonomy places the organism in Eukaryota, Metazoa, Chordata, Aves, Anseriformes, Anatidae. Gene Ontology annotation, molecular function: DNA-binding transcription factor activity; RNA polymerase II cis-regulatory region sequence-specific DNA binding.
CAAUUGGGAGGGUGCGAGCCCCUCGAGGUGCCCGGGAUGGGGUGGCUGUGCUGGUGCCGUGUCCCCGUGGGGGGCUGGGGGCGAGGCCGGGGGGCUCCGGCUGCCCCCCUCCGUUGAGCAGGGCCGCGGUUUCCCCAUCGCCCCUCGCAGGGGCUGAGCCCGCCCGAGUGCCGACGCGGAGCGGCCGCGGCAGGACGGCGCCAUGAGGGAGAGCUUCGACGCCCUGCUCGCCCUGGGCGUCCCCAUCACCAAACCGGAGCCAGUGCCGCACACGGAGCAAGCGGAGGAGCCGCGCACCCAGGCACCGGCGGAGGAGACGGAGGCACCGGGCUGUGCCGGCUCAGCAAGGCUGCUGGUCCCCAAGGCGGAGGCGCUGCCUGAGGGCGAUGGCGAGGAGCAGCCGGGCGGCGGGGACGUGGGGGCCGUGCAGGGGCAUGGCGGCCUGGAGCUCGGCUGCUCAGAGGACUGGCUGGUGCGGAAGGUGAAGGUGGAGGACGAGGACGAGGAGUGGCCGGCCGGCCUCAGCGCCGAGGCCCUGCUGGCGGGGCAGCUCCCGGGCAGCGCCUCCCCGCCCGCCGCGGGCGCCUGCAAGCCGGAGCCGUCCAGCCCCGGGGAGCCGGCGGAGCUGGGCUACGGCGUGCUGCCCGCCUUCGCCUGGCCGCUGCUGGGCGAGGGCCUGGCCGGCCCCGGCGCCUGCCAGCACUGCUGCUGCGCGGCGCAGCCCCGGCCGUGCGGGCAGUGCGGCGCCCCGGCCCCCCCGCGCCCCUUCGCCUGCGCGCAGUGCGGGAAGGGCUUCGGCAAGAAGGCGCACCUGACCCGGCACCUGCGGGUGCACACGGGCGAGCGGCCGUACCCCUGCACCCAGUGCGGCCGGCGCUUCCGCCAGAAGAUCCACCUCCGCUCCCACCAGAAGACGCACACGGGCGAGCGGCCCUUCCCCUGCACCGAGUGCGGCCGCCGCUUCCGCAAGAAGACGCACCUGGUGCGGCACCAGCGCACCCACACCGGCGAGCGCCCCUACGCCUGCGCCUGCUGCGGCCGCAGCUUCGCCCACAAGCAGCACCUGCUGCGGCACCAGCAGCUGCACGCCGAGCCGGCCGACGAGGCCGCGCUGCCGCCUGCCGAGCAGAAGCCCUUCCCCUGCCCCGAGUGCGGGAAGAGCUUCAGCUGGAAGAAGAACCUGACGUCCCACCGCCGGCUGCACCUGGAGGGGCGGCCCUUCGCCUGCGCCGAGUGCGGCCGCGGCUUCAGCGACAAGCGGCACCUGACGGCCCACCUGCGCGGGCACAUGGGGCUGAAGCCCUACGCCUGCCCCCACUGCGAGAAGACCUUCAGCCACAAGCCCAACCUGACCACCCACCAGCGCACGCACACGGGCGAGCGCCCCUUCGCCUGCCCCGACUGCGGCCGCGGCUUCGCCCACAACCAGCACCUGCUGCGGCACCUGCGGGUGCACACGGGCGAGCGCCCCUUCGCCUGCCCCCAGUGCGGGCGCUGCUUCAGCUCCCGGCCCAACCUCAUCGCGCACACCAAGGCGCACGCCGGCGCGCGCCCCUUCACCUGCGAGCAGUGCGGCCGCGGCUUCAGCCGAAAGUCCCACCUGGCGCGGCACCAGGCGGUGCACACCGGCACCCGGCCCCACGGCUGCGCGCAGUGCGGCAAGCGCUUCAGCUCCAAGACCAACCUGGCGCGGCACCAGGCCGUGCACACCGGCCACCGGCCCUACAUCUGCACCCAGUGCGGGAAGAGCUUCAGCCGGAAGACCCACCUUCUGCGCCACGAGCGCACCCAUCUCGGCAGCGGCCCCUUCCGCUGCGCCCAGUGCGGGAAGGGCUUCCGCCAGAAGCAGAGCCUCAUCACGCACGAGAGGAUCCACACCGGGGAGAAGCCCUACAGGUGCGGGGACUGCGGCAAGAGCUUCAGCCAGCGGCCCAACCUGCUGACCCACCGCCGCGUGCACACGGGGGAGCGCCCCUUCCCCUGCACGCAGUGCGGCAAGAGCUUCAGCCAGAAGGCCAACCUCCUGGCCCACCAGCGCAUCCACGCCGACGACACCCCCUUCGUCUGCCCCGAGUGCGGGAAGAGCUUCCGCCAGAAGCCCAACCUCAUCACCCACCGGCGCAUCCACACCGGCGAGCGCCCCUUCACCUGCUUCCUCUGCGGCCGGAGCUUCAACCAGAAGACCAACCUGGUGACGCACUACCGCGUGCACACCGGGGAGCGCCCCUUCGCCUGCACCCAGUGCGGCAAGCGCUUCACCCAGAAAACCAACCUGGUGACGCACCAGAGCACCCACACCGACGUCCGCCCCUACCCCUGCGGGCAGUGCCAGAAGUGCUUCAAGGACAAGGUGUCCCUCAAAGCCCACCAGAAGACGCACGCCCCGCGCCAGCGGAGGUGCCCGGGCCGGGGUCCGGCUCCCGCCCUGCCCUUCGGGGCCGCCCCCACGCUGCUGCAGCCCGGGGGCCCUGAGCAGGAGGCCGCCUUCAGCCCGAUGCCGCCGCUGCCCGUUCAGAAGAUCCCCGAGAACCAAGAGCUGUACUCGUGCACGGAGAAGGGCUUCCCCCCGAAGGAGCAGCUCCUGCCCCACCAGCAGGCCCCGCUGGGGGAGCAGGCCUUCCCCUGCGUGCAGUGCGGGGAGGGGUUUUGCCCGAAGGUGGCCCUGCUCCGGCCGCAGCACGGCCCUGGGGCGGAGGCUCCGGCCGGCUGCGCCGCGGGCUUCAGCCCCGGCCCGCACCUCCUGGGGCACCUGGGGGUGCAGCCCGUCCUCGGGGAGGGCGCAGCCCCCGCGCCGCCCACCCCCGGGGCCGAGAAGCCCUUCAUCUGCAACCAGUGCGGCAACAGCUUCGGCCUGUGGCUCUCCCUGGUGGCCCACCAGAAGACUCACGUCGGGCAGAAGGCCUUCCAGUGCCCCGAGCACGAUAAGAGCUCCGGAGACGAGCUGUCCGCCAAGUCUCCCCAGGAGAAGGAUUUGGAUGGGAGAGCCUGGCUGUGCCCCGAGUGCGGGAGGAGCUUUGUCCAGUACGAGCGGCUGGUGAAGCACCGCCAGAACCACAGGGGCCGCGGGCCCUACCGCUGCGACGUCUGCGGGAAGCGCUUCAGCCUGAAGACCAACCUGGUGACGCACCAGCGCAUCCACACCGGCGAGCGCCCCUUCACCUGCGGCGUCUGCGGCCGCCGCUUCAACCAGAAGGGAAACCUGGUGACGCACUACCGCACGCACACCGGCGAGCGCCCCUUCGCCUGCACCCAGUGCGGCAAGCGCUUCGCCCAGAAGCCCAACCUCAUCGCCCACCAGAAGACCCACUCCGGCAGGCAGCCCUUCACCUGCCUCGAGUGCCCCAAGCGCUUCAAGAGCAAGCUCUCCCUCAGGGUCCACCAGCGCGUGCACGUCGUGGAGCAGCCCCAGAGCGAGCCGGGCCCGGGCCAGACGCCGCCCAGCCUGCAGGCGCACCCCGGCAGCCCCUACCCCUGCUCGCUCUGCGGGGAGUCCUUCGAGGAGCACGGCGAGCUGCAGCUGCACCGGCAGGGCCACGCCGGCGAGCGGCCGCACGCCUGCGCCGAGUGCGGGAAGCGCUUCCGUCAGAAGGUGAACCUGGCCGUUCACCAGCGGACCCACACCGGGGAGCGCCCCUUCCACUGCGCCGAGUGCGGCAAGGGCUUCAGCCAGAAGGCGCACCUCCUGCGGCACCGCAGGACGCACACCGGCGGCGUGCCGCCCUCCUGCUGCGAGGGCGCCUGCCCCGCGCACCGGGACGAGCCCGACGCCGGCGCUCCCCUGGGGAAGGGCUCCGCGCCGCCCGGCGUGCUGCUGCCGCCCUGCUCCCGGGGGGCCGCGCAGGGAUCGCUGCCUCGGGAAGAGCUUCGGCCGGGAGCGCAGCCCCCGAACAGAGCGGAGAGUCCGUCCGGGGCGGCAGACAUCCUUCUGCAGCUGAUGCAGGAAGACCAGCACCUGGUGUCCGGCUCGCACCACCCGCAGGAAGCGCCCGCGGGGCAGUGUCCCUGUAAGUGCGCCGAGGGCGGGGAAGGCCUGGCCGGGAAGCCGACUCUGCAGCCCCAGUGCUGCUGCGCCGACUGCGUGAGCCAGAGGCAGCUGCUGCUGAAGCCCCAGCACGACUGCCGCGCCGAGAUCUGGUGCAAGUACGGCGGCUGCGGCAGAAGCUUCGAGGACAAGAGAGUGCUGAGAGUGCCUGAGAGAGCGCACGGCGAAGAGAAAACCUCGCCGUGCCCGAGCUGCUUGUAACGCACCCGCGCGGGCUGCCAUGAACCCGUCCGAGCGAGGGACUGGGCCUCAUUGCUCUUGCACUACGGACACCAAACCUGGACAGGGGGUAGCUCACGCCGGGAGCCGACUGCUGACCAAACGGGGACGGUGCGGAGGCUCUAAGGGCCUGACGCAGGGGAAGCUGCGAGUCAGAACCGGGGGGGGGCUCCCGGGACGUGGUGGGGGCUCGGGAGGAUUGUGGUGGCUCACGGGAACAGGACGCUCUUGCGAGCGGAGCACCCCGGAGGUGGUGUUGGAUGCACCGAACUGGUCACGAAGCAGUACUGGACUCGGACGCUGCGUGUGCGUUUUCUGUCUUGUGAACAUACCAAAUUUGUAAAGCGGGUGGAGCUGAGGAGCAGGAGGCGCUACCGGGACUGCGGGUCUGCGGCGCUGGCUUCUGCUGGCGGCUGCCUGCGAAGAGUUGGACGGCGAGGAGCGGGGAGGAGCUGAGGAUCCUGCGCGUCGGCUCAAAAGUCGCCUCCGCCGAGCAGGAGGCCAGGCAGAGGCGCAUCUGCUGGGCCCUGGCUCCAGGCUCCCCUGGGGGCUGCAGGCCUGCGAUGCGCAGACCCCGGCGUGGGGCAGAGAGAGGCCUCGGUGGGUGAGCUUCUGCCAGAGCCCUCCGUCCGUCUCUUCGGACUGGGUGUCCUUCUGCAGGUUGUUUUUGGGACGGGGAGCCGAGACCCGCUGUCGGCUGUCCGCCGGUGUGGGCAGAGGAGGAGCAGCUUCGCGGGGAGGCGAGCAAGCUGCCGAAAUGCGGUACCGGGUCUCUUCCUGCCUCGCGGGGACCCCGCGCUGAGGUCCCUGGGCGGCGGGGCUCGGUCCGGAGCCUGCGGCUUCGCGGCUGGAGCGGAGGAGGUGGCGGUGGGGAAAGCGUCAGCGCAGCCAGGCGCUGGUGGCCACCGCGGGCCGUGCCUCACCGCCGCAUCCGCAACGGACCGCAGAUAAAGAUAAGCAUCUCCUCUGAGCCUGGAGGGGUGUUACAGGGUGAAUAUGGGGGGGUGGGUCGGGGAAUGUAGCUUCUGCUUCUGUACUUGCUCUGUGGAUAACCUUUCUGACUAGCACCUCUUUCUGGUACUCACCUAAUUCUGCAUAGAUAACCCGGGAGCGCCGGGGAGUGGUGGCUGCAGCCUGCCCGGCGCUGCCCCGCGGCUGCGCUCGCGCUCCCGGCCUGGAAGCGGGGGAGCUGCUUGGCCGGGCAGGGCCGCGGGGGCAGAGCUUUAGGGAUGGGAACCGCUGGCCUGAAAGCUGCUCCCGCUUGGAAGCGCGCUUCGCAUGAAAGGGGAAACGAAUCGCGCCUGCUGCGCCCGAGGGAAGCCGCCUGUCCGCUGCUCCCCCUCGCGCCACGAGCCGCGUAGUCCUCAGCCCCAGCUAUGGCAGUAGAACCCUAUCUUGCUUUGCUCGGCUGCAGAGCCUCCUUGCUACAAUGGUUUGGCAAAGACCUUCACUGAAAACAUCGGAUGCUGUUACCAGUGCCUGGCGCGGCGCCGCGCUCUCCUGGGGCGCUCCUCCCCUGCCUUUUGGGGGGUGCAUCCCGGGCCUGCAGCGUCAGGAAACACCUCUCGCCACGCAGUGCCCGAGCGCUGGCACAGCCGGCGCAGGGCGGCGGUGGGGUCUCCAUCCCCAGAGGUGUUCAAACCGCCUGGACGCGGCCCCGGGCAGCCCCCCUGGAGCAGGCGGUGCCUGAUCCGCGUGGCCCUCGGCCUCUCUGCCCCGUAGGGUUUGGGCAGAUCCUGCCCCACGGAGCCGGGCCAGCCGGGGCUGUGCCAGCUCGCCAUCACGCCGAGGGGACACCGGUACGGUCCCUGCCGGAGCUGCAGCCUCGUUAAGGCGCUCGUAGCUAACAACGCAUCCGGGCGGUGGUGGCGGGGCCAUGCGAGGGGUGGCAGCUGCUGGGCACGGGGUCCCUGGCACCCGAGCUGUCCCCGGGCAGGGGGCGGGCGUCCAGCCCGCAGUGCUCGGCUCUGCUCUCUCCAUUCCGGCAGACACGCCGCCCUCUCCCUUCCGCCUAGCAUCACGCUCCAGCAACAUUUCAGGUCCUUGCAAUUCUAUUUUUUUGAGGUUAUUUAAAAUAAAAGCUUUCUCACGGCA